ACUGCUUCUGCUUCCACCACGAAAAUCACGUUACUCAUUUCAAUCUCAAUUCUGCUUCUUCUUCUUUUUCUGCUUCUGCUUGUUGUUCCCUUCCCAGCAAUGGCGGAAUUCGUGGAUCUCGAAUCGCAAGACGGUGUACGCAUGCCCUGGAACGUAAUUCCUGGCACGAAGCAAGAAGCCGUUAACGCGGUGGUUCCCGUGGCGGCGAUCUACACUCCUAUAAAACACUUUCCGGCGAUGCCAGUGCUCCCUUACACUCCGCUCCGGUGCCGCACGUGCCGCUCCGUUUUGAAUCCCUUCUGCAUCGUGGAUUUCGCCGCCAAGAUCUGGAUCUGUCCUUUCUGCUUUCAGCGCAAUCACUUCCCUCCUCACUACGCAUCCAUUUCCGAUGAUAACCUACCGGCGGAGCUCUUCCCGAACUACACGACCGUCGAGUAUGAUUCCCCCGGCGACACCUCCGCCACCGUCCCUCCCGUCUUCCUCUUCGUCGUUGACACCUGCGUCAUAGAGGAGGAAAUCGGAUUCCUGAAAUCCGCUCUCUCCCAGGCUGUGGAGCUCUUGCCGGAAAACUCCCUUGUCGGGCUUAUCACAUUCGGCACAUUCGUCCAUGUUCAUGAAUUAGGGUUUGGUAUAAUCCCGAAGACGUUUGUGUUCAAAGGCUCUAAGGAUGUGUCGAAGGAUCAGCUUCUUGAUCAGAUGAGUUUCUUUGCCAAGAAGCCGAAGCCGACUGUCGGCGUGGUCGCGGGCGCACGGGAUGGCCUCUCGUCCGAGAGCAUUUCGCGGUUCUUGUUGCCAGCAUCAGAGUGCGAGUUCACUCUCAAUUCGGUUUUGGAAGAGUUGCAGAAGGAUCCUUGGGGGGUGCCGGCUGAUCAGAGGGCUACUAGGUGCACCAGCACGGCUCUGAGUAUUGCGGCGAGUUUGUUGGGGGCCUGUGUUCCUGGUUCCGCAGCAAGAAUAAUGGCGUUUAUUGGCGGACCGGCAACCGAAGGACCUGCUCCUAUUGUAACCAAACAACUUUCUGAACCAAUUCGCUCCCACAAGGAUCUGGAUAAAGAUUCUGUGCCACAUUACCAUAAAUGUGUCAAAUUCUAUGAUGGACUUUCGAAGCAGCUUGUACAUCAAGGCCAUGUACUAGAUCUCUUUGCUUGUGCUCUUGAUCAGGUUGGUAUUGCUGAGCUUAAAACUGCUGUUGAAAGGACUGGGGGCCUUGUUGUACUUGCUGAAAGUUUUGGCCAUUCAGUAUUUAAGGAUUCACUUAAGCGUGUUUUCCAAUCAGGCGAUUAUGAUCUGGGUCUAUCAUCAAAUGGAAUAUUUGAGAUAAACUGCUCUAAGGACAUGAAAGUCCAAGGCAUUAUUGGCCCUUGUGCAUCUCUUGAAAAGAAAGGCCCAUUGUGCUCAGAUAAUAUAAUAGGUCAAGGGGGUACAAGUGCAUGGAAGAUGUGUGGCCUUGACACAUCCACAUCAUUGUGUCUGUUUUUCGACGUUGUGAGGAAGGAAAGUCCUGAUGCUACAGUACAGUCCACAAGCAAUCAAUUUUACUUCCAAUUCUUGACUUAUUAUCAGAAUCACAGUGGGAAAAUGAGAUUGCGGGUUACGACCCUUUCACGAAGAUGGGUUGCUGGACCAGGAAGCAUACAGGUAAACUUGAUUGCUGGAUUUGACCAAGAAGCAGCUUCUAUAGUCAUGGCACGCCAUGUCUCUUUCAAAAUGGAAACAGAGGCUGAAUUUGAUCCUAUCCGAUGGUUGGAUAAGGCAUUGAUAAAUUUGUGUUCUCGAUUUGGAGAUUUUCAAAAGGACACUCCAUCUUCUUUCAGUUUGUCUCCCAGGUUGUCAAUAUUCCCGCAAUUUAUGUUUCAUUUACGACGUUCUCAAUUUGUUCAGGUCUUUAACAACAGCCCAGAUGAGACUGCUUACUUUAGAAUGAUACUGAACCGUGAAAAUGUUGCUAAUUCGGUUGUCAUGGUUCAGCCUUCAUUGAUUUCUUAUUCAUUCCAUUCUGGUCCUGAACCAGCUCUUCUUGAUGUGGCAGCCAUUGCGGCUGACAGGAUGCUUCUUUUGGAUUCAUUUUUCACUAUUGUUAUUUUUCAUGGUUCAACCAUUGCUCAAUGGCGAAAGGCUGGAUAUCAUAAUCAACCGGAGCAUCAGGCAUUUGCUCAGUUGCUACAAGCUCCUCACGAUGAUGCAGAUUUAAUAAUGAAGGAGAGGUUUCCUGUACCUCGCCUGGUUGUUUGUGAUCAGCAUGGCUCCCAGGCUCGAUUUCUACUAGCAAAGUUAAAUCCUUCUGCUACUUAUAACACGGAAAGUUCUCUUCCUGGAGGGGAUAUUAUCUUUACAGAUGAUGUUAGCUUCGAGGUCUUCCUGGAUCAUUUACAGAGAUUAGUAGUUCAAUAAAAUUAUAAUGUGACCUGUUACUUCUAUGUAAAAUUUUCCUUGAGUUGCUUCUUGUACAUUAAUUUCCUUUUAGCAUGCGGUCAUAAUUUCCAAUUUAGUGCAAAAUCUUGUAAUUAUUUGAAAUUGUGAACUCUCCAAUCAAUGGCUUGAA
This is a messenger RNA of Gastrolobium bilobum, 2542 nucleotides long. Its product is annotated as protein transport protein SEC23 C. Gene Ontology annotation, cellular component: COPII vesicle coat; endoplasmic reticulum exit site. NCBI's taxonomy places the organism in Eukaryota, Viridiplantae, Streptophyta, Magnoliopsida, Fabales, Fabaceae. The record is from RefSeq and is a predicted model, not a curated record. The transcript is spliced from 12 exons. The coding region runs from base 100 to 2391 and encodes 763 amino acids. Gene Ontology annotation, biological process: endoplasmic reticulum to Golgi vesicle-mediated transport; intracellular protein transport; COPII-coated vesicle budding. Gene Ontology annotation, molecular function: GTPase activator activity; zinc ion binding.